AUGCUCUCCCUACCCCUUAUUACUCCCCGCGACUCCCACGAGCUCUGGUUCGGCGGUUCUCAACCAUACCGAUCAGCCUCACCACCACAAAAUCCAAACGACCCAAACCGCCGAAAUGCAAAUCCAACCCACCGCGCAUUCAUGCCCUCCCGCUCCCCCGCAAACUCUCUCUCCGCCCUUCAAGUUGAAGAACGCGCCCUGCGCGCUCGCAAACUAAACAUUGCUUCGUUUGGAUACUCCUGGAUCCGCCCUGCCGGCUGCGCAAAGACAAUGCUAGGCAUGAAAGAGGAAGAAGCCGAGCGCGAAGAGGCGAUGGCUGCACAGCAGGCUGAGAUGAAUGCCGUUGAGGGGGAGGGGAUCAUGGAUGAUGAUACGAGGAUGCGCGAGGAGGGAAUGGAUCGGGACUUGGAUGAUGAAAUCCCUGAUGCGGAAGAGGAGGGAGAAGGGCUGGUUGAGGAGGGUGAGGAGGGACUGGAGGAGGAUGAAAUCGUUGAUGAGGAAGGGUAUAUGGAAAGGGACUUGGAUGAUGAUAUUCCCGAGGGGUAUCCUGAGGAUGACUAUGAAGAGUAUGAGGAUUUCGACGAUCAGCGGGAUUUAGAUGCUGAUGUUCCUGUUGCUGAGGGCUUGAGUGAUGGUAUGGAGAGGGAUCUAGAUGAUGAUGUUCCUGACGCUGCGGAGGAUGGGUCGGAACAGGAGGGGAGUUGGCAGCAUACGGAUACGGAGGAUGAGUUGGAUGAGGAUGAAGAGGAGGAGGCUGAUGAUGAUAAUGAUAGCGUUAGUGCCCGUCCCUCGGAGCAUUUCAGGACCAGUACGCCUAAUAGUCGGGGCGGGUUGCCUCCGCCUCCGCCGUUGAGACCUGGACGUGAGACGGAGGCUCAAUCGCGAUUUCUGUCUCGAUGGAGUGGGGGCGGUGACGCUUUUGAUUCGAGCAGUAUCAUGCUUGAGGCGGAUGAGUUGCGUGCGUCGGUGACGAGUCAGACUAGUCGCCGCAGUGGGUUUGCUCGGCGAUUCCCUCGACGAGUGGGUGGGCCUCGAGACAGUAUCAAUUGA
This is a messenger RNA of Penicillium maclennaniae, 1050 nucleotides long. RefSeq lists its product as uncharacterized. Gene Ontology annotation, biological process: anaphase-promoting complex-dependent catabolic process. The transcript has 2 exons. The record is from RefSeq and is a predicted model, not a curated record. The coding region runs from base 1 to 1050 and encodes 349 amino acids. NCBI's taxonomy places the organism in Eukaryota, Fungi, Ascomycota, Eurotiomycetes, Eurotiales, Aspergillaceae. Gene Ontology annotation, cellular component: anaphase-promoting complex.